Molecule: messenger RNA, 1077 nt
Organism: Pipistrellus kuhlii (Kuhl's pipistrelle)
Lineage: Eukaryota; Metazoa; Chordata; Mammalia; Chiroptera; Vespertilionidae
Gene: FEV
Product: FEV transcription factor, ETS family member
Exons: 3
Coding region: 335-1048 (237 amino acids)
Biological process (GO): cell differentiation; regulation of transcription by RNA polymerase II
Cellular component (GO): nucleus
Molecular function (GO): DNA-binding transcription factor activity, RNA polymerase II-specific; sequence-specific DNA binding
Source: RefSeq, a predicted model, not a curated record
UGCGAUGGGGCGAUAAGAGGGGCGGGGGCGGGGUCCCGGGGGCCGAGGCGACAGCGCUUUAAUUAAAACGGAAAUUGCGGCCCCUGCCCGCGCCUGAGGCCGAGGGUUCCAAGCUGCCUGGUAGCUGGGAGCGUGGCUCCAGGACCCCCUCCAUCCCCGCCUCACCCGGCCAGCCCCCUCCCGCCAGGCCCUGCCGGACCUGGCGCUGCCUUCAUCUCCCAAGUACCCGUGGUCGCGUCGGGCGGGGAUCAGUACCCCAGAGCGCAAAGCCUGACGCGUCCCCCCUUUUUCAUCCCCCUCCCCCCAACCUCCCACCACCCAGCCUCGGGCGGCGAUGAGACAGAGCGGCGCCUCCCAGCCCCUGCUGAUCAACAUGUACCUGCCAGAUCCGGUCGGAGAAGGUCUCUUCAAGGAGGGGAAGAGCCCGGGGUGGGGGCCGCUGAGCCCUGCGGUACAAAAAGGCAGUGGGCAGAUCCAGCUGUGGCAGUUCCUGCUGGAGCUGCUGGCCGACCGUGCCAACGCAGGCUGCAUCGCGUGGGAGGGUGGCCACGGCGAGUUCAAGCUCACGGACCCAGACGAGGUAGCGCGACGCUGGGGCGAGCGCAAGAGCAAGCCCAACAUGAACUACGACAAGCUGAGCCGCGCGCUGCGCUACUACUACGACAAGAACAUCAUGAGCAAGGUGCACGGCAAGCGCUACGCCUACCGCUUCGAUUUCCAGGGCCUGGCGCAGGCCUGCCAGCCGCCCCCGACGCACGCCCAGGCCGCUGCCGCCGCCGCCGCCGCGGCCGCCGCAGCCCAGGACGGCGCGCUCUACAAGCUGCCGGCCGGCCUGGCGCCGCUGCCCUUCCCCGGCCUCUCCAAACUCAACCUCAUGGCCGCCUCUGCCGGCGUCGCGCCCACCGGCUUCUCCUACUGGCCGGGCCCGGGCCCCGCCGCCACCGCCGCCGCCACCGCCGCGCUCUACCCCAGCCCCGGCUUGCAACCCCAACCCGGGCCCUUCGGGGCCGUAGCCGCCGCCUCGCACUUGGGGGGCCAUUACCACUAGGCAGGCGGAGACCCAGUCCCGCGCUCAAU